Molecule: messenger RNA, 1578 nt
Organism: Mauremys mutica (yellowpond turtle)
Lineage: Eukaryota; Metazoa; Chordata; Testudines; Geoemydidae
Gene: LMO3
Product: LIM domain only 3
Exons: 4
Coding region: 317-754 (145 amino acids)
Biological process (GO): positive regulation of transcription by RNA polymerase II
Cellular component (GO): nucleus
Molecular function (GO): DNA-binding transcription factor binding; transcription coactivator activity
Source: RefSeq, a predicted model, not a curated record
UUUUUUUCUUCUCACCGUUUCAGAGCAGUACCUCGCUCCUUCAUUGUUCCUUAAAGUUUUCAUCUGAGGAAUUAAUACAGAUAAAAAGACAUUAGAAAAGAACCUCCACUGCCAAAGCUCAUCAGUAGAACCUUUUAUCAAAAGUACAAACUAUACAAGUUUUUUUUUUUUACCCUUUUGUUUCUGAGGGUUAAAAAAAAAGAAAGGGAAAAAAGAGAGGAAAGGAGAGAAGAGGAGAAAAGGGAAAAAAAAAUCCAGAGCUCUGUCAAUGGACUGAAUGCACCAUUAAAACUGGCGUCACUACAAAGGUAUACAAAUGCUCUCAGUCCAGCCAGACACCAAGCCGAAAGGUUGUGCUGGCUGCAACCGUAAGAUCAAGGACAGGUAUCUUCUAAAAGCCCUGGACAAAUAUUGGCAUGAGGACUGCCUGAAGUGUGCUUGCUGUGACUGUCGUUUGGGGGAGGUGGGCUCCACCUUGUACACCAAAGCCAACCUUAUCCUUUGUCGCAGAGACUACCUGAGGUUAUUUGGUGUUACAGGAAACUGUGCUGCUUGCAGUAAGCUCAUACCUGCUUUUGAGAUGGUGAUGAGAGCCAAGGAAAAUGUUUACCACCUGGACUGUUUUGCAUGUCAACUUUGUAAUCAGAGAUUUUGUGUUGGAGACAAAUUUUUCCUAAAGAACAACAUGAUUCUGUGCCAGACAGACUAUGAGGAGGGUUUAAUGAAAGAAGGUUACGCACCCCAGGUUCGCUGAUCUGCCACCACGUCGUUAAGAAUAUAAAGCACUAUGUUCUUUUAUCUUUUUUGCUCAACAUGUAUAUAAGAAAUGACACAGGAUCCUACUGAAUAGCGUAGAUAUAGAGAGACAGGAUGGUCACGUGGAAUAAAAGGCGGACUGCAUAUGUAUGUAGUGAAAAUUGCUCCAGUUCAGAGUUGAAUGUUUAUUAAAAAAGGUAACUGUACAUACUGCUGGAUUUUUAUUUUAUUUUAUUUUUGGGAGCUUGCUAUUGUUUUUUUUCCUUUUUGUGUCAUUUGGCAUGAGAUGUUUAUUUUGGACUAUUGUAUAUAAUGUAUUGUAAUAUUUGAAGCACAAAUGUAAUACAGUUUUAUUGUGUUACCAUUUGUGUUCCUGUUUGCUUCUUUGUAUUGUUGCAUUUAGUACAAUCACUGUCUAAACUUAUUGUAUAUUUAUGCUUUCUGUAUCUACCAGCUAUUUUAAAUUAGCUGUAUCUUUCUAGUAAAAAGAAUUAAAGAGCAAAUCCCAACCAUUAUGCUACAGUUAAGAGCUUAAAAUACUAUUUACAUUACAGCUAUUUAAAAAAAUAAUAAUUCUGGCAGCAACCACUGCAAACAAUGCUAUGGUUAAGGGUCUAUCAGCACUUGUGUUAUAAGCCUCUAUUUUUCAGGGGUUAAACCUCAGCUGUUUAAUUGUAUAGAUCUCCUCCAAGAGCACUUUUAUUUUAUUACAAUUUUUUUGAAAAACAACUCUGGCUGGUUUGGGAUGUAUUAUAGAAGGCGCAAAAGUGAAUGAUUUUGGGUGCUGCUUUUGUGCUGCUAGAUGUUCAAAAUAAGUUGGUU